Messenger RNA from Paracoccidioides brasiliensis Pb18, 381 nucleotides. RefSeq lists its product as uncharacterized. The record is from RefSeq and is a predicted model, not a curated record. The transcript has 2 exons. Bases 1 to 381 code for a protein of 126 amino acids.
AUGCCUGGUUCUGCUCAUAAACCCUCAAACAACCACAUCCCUCCGCAGAAUCCAACUGCCCAAUAUAACCCAAAAAUUCUAUCCGUCAGAAAAUCCCCUGUGGCCAGGAGCUUAUCCACCCCCAUGUCGACAAUGAGAAGGCUCUCAUCUUGUAUCUAUCAGACGAUACAGGCCAAAUACCAUCAGGUCGACGACGUGGCUUCGUCCAUUGGAGAACAAUUUGGAAUGCUCUGCGAUCAUAUCGAAAAUGGCCGCCGGGGCAAUACUCUCAGGGGGUUGCUGCGCCGAUUCAAAAGGUAUCCUGCAUUCGUCCGUGACAUGGGGGGGGUUCCGGUGACUGAUAGGGAAGAUGCGAAAACUGAAAAACUGGACAGUGGAUGA